Pelobates fuscus (common spadefoot toad) is the source of this 1583-nucleotide messenger RNA. It is a transcript of the gene ACAT1, whose product is annotated as acetyl-CoA acetyltransferase 1. Gene Ontology annotation, biological process: fatty acid beta-oxidation. The coding region runs from base 66 to 1328 and encodes 420 amino acids. Gene Ontology annotation, molecular function: acetyl-CoA C-acetyltransferase activity. The record is from RefSeq and is a predicted model, not a curated record. Lineage: Eukaryota; Metazoa; Chordata; Amphibia; Anura; Pelobatidae. Gene Ontology annotation, cellular component: mitochondrion. The transcript has 12 exons.
UUCGCUGACUGAAGGUGACUCGAGUACACGUCGUGCGCGGGCUGAGCUGAGCUGAGACGUAGAAGAUGGCGUUCUGUGCCCCCCAUACUGCUGCCAGGCUCGCCCACUCCGCCAGGGCAUUAAAAUAUGCACACAGAGGCUAUGCAUCCCAACGCACUAUUAAUGAAGUGGUAAUAGCAAGCGCAGUAAGGACCCCGAUUGGGUCAUUUCAAGGGUCCUUGUCAUCAUUACCUGGAACCAAACUUGGCUCUAUAGCCAUCAAAGCUGCAGUUGAGAGAGCAGGUAUUCCCGCAGAAGAAGUGAAAGAAGUAUAUAUGGGCAACGUGAUCCAAGCAGGACAAGGACAAGCCCCCACACGCCAAGCAACACUUGGAGCAGGCCUGCCAAUUUCAACACCUACUACCACCAUCAACAAAGUAUGUGCUUCAGGAAUGAAAUCCAUUAUGUUGGCAGCACAGAACCUCAUGUGUGGAAAUCAGGAUGUGAUGGUUGCUGGAGGAAUGGAGAGCAUGUCCAACGUGCCUUACUGCAUGAGCAGAGGAGCAACACCCUACGGAGGAGUGAAGCUGGAAGACCUUAUUGUGAAAGAUGGCCUGACUGAUGUGUACAACAAAUUCCAUAUGGGGAACUGUGCCGAGAACACAGCUAAGAAGCUCAGCAUUCCACGAGAAGAACAAGAUCGUUAUGCCAUUAGCUCUUACACCAGAAGUAAAGCCGCCUGGGAUUCUGGGUUACUUGCAAACGAAAUCACCCCUGUUACCAUUUCACAGAAAGGGAAACCAGAUAUUAUCGUGCAAGAAGAUGAAGAAUAUAAACGGGUUGACUUCAGUAAAGUUCCAAAACUCAGGACCGUUUUUCAAAAAGACAACGGGACUGUUACAGCGGCUAACGCCAGCACGUUAAAUGAUGGGGCUGCUGCUUUAGUUCUGAUGACUUCAGAUGCAGCUCAUAAACUGAAUGUUAAGCCGCUAGCAAGAAUUGUAGCUUUUGCAGACUCUGCUGUAGACCCUAUUGAUUUCCCAAUCGCUCCUGCCUACGCUGUUCCCAAGGUUCUGGAAUAUGCAGGUUUGAAGAAAGAAGACAUUGCCAUGUGGGAGAUCAAUGAGGCUUUUAGUGUUGUUGUCCUUGCCAAUAUUAAAAUGCUGGAAAUUGACCCAACUAAAGUCAACAUUAAUGGAGGAGCUGUCUCCCUUGGGCAUCCCAUAGGGAUGUCUGGAGCGAGAAUUGUCGGUCACAUGGCCCAUGCCUUGAAGAAAGGGCAGUUUGGACUUGCUUCGAUUUGCAAUGGUGGAGGUGGAGCCUCUGCGAUCCUGAUUGAGAAGCUGUAGAGUUCAUCGCUAAAGACUUUCUGAAAUCUUCUACAAAUGAGUGCGGUCACAACCUCUACACUUGUCAGUUCAUUACAACUUUUUUUGAGUGGAUAAAGCUGUGUUUGUUUUCAUAACAUGUCUGCUCUACAAGGGUUUAUCUACACUACCAAAACGUCUGCGCUGCAAACCUAUCGCUGCUAUAUUGCAUCUUCUCUGCUGCAAGGGCAUCUCAAGUCAAGAUCUUUUCAAGGGUUUUUAAAAAAAAAAUAAUAA